AUGAAAAGUAAUGAUGUAACUAAUAGUAGCAGUAAAGAGCAAAAAAAUGAGAAAAAAGAAAAAUUUUACGUGUUAGGAAUGUUUCCAUAUCCUAGUGGUAUGUUACAUAUGGGUCAUGUGAGAGUUUAUACUAUUAGUGAUACUAUUGCAAGGUUUAAAAAAAUGCUAGGAUAUGAGGUGAUUCACCCAAUGGGAUGGGACGCAUUUGGUCUUCCAGCAGAAAAUGCUGCAAUUGAACGCGGAAUUAAUCCUGCAGAAUGGACUAUCAGUAAUAUUGAAACUAUGAAAUCUCAACUAGGAAAAAUCCUUGCUGAUUUUGAUUGGGAAAGGGUUGGGUUUAUUAAAAUAUUUAUAUCCAAUUUGGCUUACCAAAAAGAAGCUAUAGUGAAUUGGGAUCCAAUUGAUCAAACAGUUUUGGCAAAUGAACAGGUCUAA
Entrophospora sp. SA101 is the source of this 435-nucleotide messenger RNA. The record is from the annotation of a GenBank genome assembly. NCBI's taxonomy places the organism in Eukaryota, Fungi, Glomeromycota, Glomeromycetes, Entrophosporales, Entrophosporaceae.